ACUCCGGGUUUUGCAUUACGAAAUUGUUCUAAACCAAUAAUAGUCAGAGCUCCGCAGAGAAAGAGGGAGGACAAAACCAAAACAGCCGCUUUAAAAUCAACACGUUAAUUAAAACAGGGGUAACGGGGUACGCCGAAAUGGAUGAAGAGGUUAGAGAUCCCGCGUUGGAACAAGAGCAGGGUACCUAGUGGCCUAACAGGAGACUGCAGCACACAUCUAUCCAUGGAAGAAGGCAGAUCCAUCAAAAUCCAGGCUUUGGGAUACCUGUCUGUCUCUAUGCUCCUCAGGGGACCCUUAUGGCAAUGAAGCUGAAUGAGCGUUGCGUGGCACAUUAUGCCACUUGCGACUCUCCGGCAGACCACACGGGCUUUCUGUGCAAGCGUGUGGAGCGCCGCCACCACCACCAUCACACCAGUUCCUACCACCGCUGCUGGUUCAUCCUCAAAGGCAACUUGCUUUUCUACUUUGAGGAGCAGCAGAGCCGUGAACCCCUGGGUCUCAUUGUGCUGGAGGGCUGCACGGUGGAGCUGUGCGAAGCCGCUGAGGAGUUUGCCUUUGCCAUCCGCUUCGAUGGCAGCGGUGGCAAGGCCUAUGUGUUGGUUGCCGACUGCCAGGCUGCGAUGGAGGUUUGGGUGAAGGCCCUUUCCAGGGCCAGCUUUGAUUACAUGAGGCUCGUGGUUAAAGAGCUAGAGAAGCAGCUGGAGGAAGCGCGGAAGAGCUUGGUCGCCUGUCACAAAUCUCCAAAGAGACCUUCCUCUGGCUGGAAGCGACAUCUUUCCAGUUCCACAGCAAUACCCUUCCAGGAGCACCCUGUCAUCUCAGAAAAUGGGUACUCCACAUGGGCCAACGGUCGCACUGUUGCAGGAGCUGUUUUGGACCAUGAUGUGGGGUAUCUGAAACCCCCACCUUUACCCCCUCGCCGAAGACCAGCUUGCAGCAGUGCAGGUGGAAUGCUUGCUCCAGGCCUUGGUUCCGCUGUGCAGGAAAGCCCAGUGUCUCCAGAGACAGCAUGUUUCUCAAAGCUGCACGAUUGGUACGGUCAGGAGAUAGCAGAGGCGAGGAUGGAAUGGCUGCAAAGCCAGAAUGUACUGUGAAUGUAUUGAGGAAAGUAUUUUGGGAUGUGGGGAAGAGGGAGGGAAGGAAAGAGAAAAACAGAUGCAAACCAAGUUUUCACAGACCUCUUGUGGAUUUGCUCCUGGCCAACAAAAUUGCCAAAUAACCUAUAUUGCUUUCUGGAAUAGUGGAUUGCAAAUAUAUGUAUGUUCUAAGUUACUCUCAAAAUUUA
Messenger RNA from Lacerta agilis (Sand lizard), 1285 nucleotides. It is a transcript of the gene PHETA2, whose product is annotated as PH domain containing endocytic trafficking adaptor 2. Lineage: Eukaryota; Metazoa; Chordata; Lepidosauria; Squamata; Lacertidae. The record is from RefSeq and is a predicted model, not a curated record. Gene Ontology annotation, biological process: retrograde transport, endosome to Golgi; endosome organization; receptor recycling. The transcript has 3 exons. Gene Ontology annotation, cellular component: recycling endosome; trans-Golgi network; early endosome. The coding region runs from base 297 to 1094 and encodes 265 amino acids.